UAAAGACCAGAAUAGUCUGCAACAUGAAGCGUCUUCCCUCCCCUGGAAGAAAAGCAGUGGUCGUUGCUGUGAUCUGUACCGUGGCAGUGAUUUCCAUUUGUGUAGCUCUCGCCAUCUCUCUGGUGGUCAAGAGGAGGUCCUCACACCAAGAAGCAGCACCCCGGCCAGCCUUUUAUACAGGUGGAGAUAUGCUGGAUUAUCUGAUGAAUCUGAGAAGAAUAGACAGAAAAGAUGGCUUAUUGGUCACCUGGCACCAUGCUGCAAAUAAGAAGAGUGAAAUGGAAGCAGCUUUGAAAAGUGAUGUCAUGGCCCUGGAAUCUGAUGUCACAAUUGAAGGAUAUAACACACCCAAUGAAACUGACAAGCCCAUCAUGGCCCACCCCCCUGACAUCUACAGUGACAACACUCUUCAGGAAUGGUUGGAGGCAGUGCUUAGAUCCUCCAACAAAGCUAUCAAGCUGGAUUUCAAAAACAUCAAGACAGUGGGUCCCUCCCUAGACAUCUUAAUACAAAUCUCCUCCCGGCUGAAUAUUGAUAGGCCUGUGUGGUUAAAUGCAGACAUUCUAAAUGGUCCAAAUAUACCUUUUAACAUCGCAGUCAAUGCAAGCCUAUUCCUCUCACUUAUCCAAGAGAAGUUCCCAAAUUGCACCAUCUCCUCAGGCUGGACAAAUCUGUAUUUGCCUUUCUUGCCCAACAACACCUACACACAGACAAUGGUUGAGGAAAUGCAUGGCCUUGUGGGAAAUCUGCCUCAGCGAAUCACCUUCCCUGUAAGAGCUGUCAUGGCAAGGCCAGCAUGGCCUCAUUUGAGUUGGCUUUUGAGUCGGUCCAAAAGGUAUAGCUUGACCUUGUGGCAAGGAGAGGCUGAUCCAGUGACAGUAGAAGAUCUCUUGUUUAUCCGAAAAAAUAGCCAACCUGAGCAAAUCUUUUAUGACCUUUAUGAUCCUGUUUUGUCUCAAUUCAAGGACAUGGCAUUGAAUUCUUCAAGAAAUAUUUUCACCAACUUGACCACAAUGGAUUCUUUAUAGAGGAAUGUGAAAGCUGCACUGACGUUGGUCACACAUUGGACAUGCCAUAAAUUCAUGAAUUAGUCAGACCAGAUCUUCUUUGGCCACGACUGCUACCAAAAGAGUUUAAAAGAAAAAACUCAACAAAAUGAACAACAGCAAUAGAAUCAAACUCAUUAGGAGGCUUUAGAAGUUAGUGUUAAGAAAAUAAGGCUGACGCAUCACUAGGAGAGUUGUAAAGUCGUCCUGACGUUCAGGUGACUACUGUGGUCAAGAGCAGCUUCACCCAGAAGACAGAUUGUGCCAUUGAUAUUUGUGUGUGUGUGUGUGUGUGUG
Messenger RNA from Pogona vitticeps (central bearded dragon), 1343 nucleotides. The record is from RefSeq and is a predicted model, not a curated record. NCBI's taxonomy places the organism in Eukaryota, Metazoa, Chordata, Lepidosauria, Squamata, Agamidae.